Molecule: messenger RNA, 1591 nt
Organism: Brassica oleracea var. oleracea
Lineage: Eukaryota; Viridiplantae; Streptophyta; Magnoliopsida; Brassicales; Brassicaceae
Product: probable protein phosphatase 2C 21
Exons: 7
Coding region: 119-1297 (392 amino acids)
Biological process (GO): protein dephosphorylation
Molecular function (GO): cation binding; protein serine/threonine phosphatase activity
Source: RefSeq, a predicted model, not a curated record
AAGGAUUUUGUACAUCUGAUCUAUCUCCAAAGUAGCUUCAAGUUGGUUGGUCUUCUCGUCCCGAUCGAGUUUCUUUGGUUCUCAGAAAGGUCUUUCCUUUUUCUUCUACCUAAAAGAGAUGGGGACAUACCUGAGUUCUCCCAAAACUGAUAAGCUAUCAGAAGAAGGUGAGAAUGAUACGCUCAGAUAUGGUUUAUCCUCUAUGCAAGGUUGGCGCGCCACCAUGGAAGAUGCGCAUGCCGCAAUUCUUGAUGUGGAUGAUAAGACAUCCUUCUUCGGUGUGUACGAUGGGCAUGGAGGUAAGGUUGUAGCAAAGUUCUGUGCAAAGUAUCUACACCAGCAGGUUCUGAGUAACCAAGCGUAUGGAGCUGGAGACAUUGAAACAUCUCUUCAAAGAGCAUUCUUUAGAAUGGAUGACAUGAUGCAAGGACAGAGAGGUUGGCGAGAGCUGGCUGCACUUGGCGACAAGAUGAAUAAGUUUAGCGGCAUGAUUGAAGGAUUCAUCUGGUCACCGAGAAGCGGUGGUGACGUCAAUAACCAGCCUGAUAAUUGGCCUCUUGAGGAUGGUCCUCAUUCUGAUUUCACCGGACCUAAUUGCGGGUGCACAGCGUGUGUAGCUCUUAUUAAAGAUAAGAAGCUCUUUGUUGCUAAUGCUGGUGACUCACGUUGUGUGAUCUCGAGGAAAGGUCAGGCUUAUGAUCUUUCUAAAGAUCACAAGCCUGAUCUUGAAGCUGAAAAGGAAAGGAUAUUAAAUGCUGGUGGCUUUAUUCAUGCUGGGCGUAUUAAUGGAAGCUUGAAUCUGACUAGAGCCAUUGGUAAGCUUAUUUUUUACUUCUUUAGACCUUAUUAUUUUACGCAUAGUCUUGAUUUGAAGCAUCGGUUAUGGUUCUUUACAGGUGACAUGGAGUUCAAGCAGAAUAAGUUCUUAUCAUCUGAUAAGCAAAUGGUUACUGCUAAUCCAGAUAUAAACACUAUUGACCUAUGUGAUGAUGAUGACUUUCUUGUUGUUGCAUGUGAUGGAAUCUGGGAUUGUAUGACAAGCCAGCAACUGGUGGAUUUUAUCCAUGAGCAGUUAAAAUCUGAAACAAAUCUUUCUACGGUCUGUGAAAAGAUUGUUGAUAGAUGUUUGGCUCCAGACACUGCGAGUGGUGAAGGUUGUGAUAAUAUGACCAUCAUCUUGGUCCAGUUCAAGAAGCCUAACUCAUCGGAGACAAAAGUAGAAGAAGAAGAUGAAGUCAAACCAGAAGGUCCAGAACCAAGCCAGGAGGCCCAGGACGAGCCGAGCUCAUCAAGCUAGUAGUCUUUAAAAGAGCCAAGAGGGGAGAUUUGAAAGUCUUAUAUCAUUGUCUUUGGUUCAACAUUUAAAAUGCUUUUGAGUGGGUUAGAGAAGCGGAAGCUAGUAUUUAUUGGGAUUUAAGGUUUUUCUUUUACCUCAGUUUUCACUGCUUCUCUUUACUCAACAGACUCUGGUUCUAAACGGUUCCUGUAAGUGUUUCAAAAAAAAAAAAACGGUUCCUGUAAUCAGAAAACGACUUUGUAUAGUUUGUCUUGUGAUUUGUGGGGAAAAGUGUUGUUUUAGGAUACUUUCAUA